Messenger RNA from Ictidomys tridecemlineatus (thirteen-lined ground squirrel), 1375 nucleotides. The record is from RefSeq and is a predicted model, not a curated record. Lineage: Eukaryota; Metazoa; Chordata; Mammalia; Rodentia; Sciuridae.
AUGAUGGGAGGACGGAAGGGUGGCUAUCUGCGUGAGUGGCAAGGGCUAAAAAACUUAGUCAAGACCCUGUCUCAAAAAGUAAAAAGGGCCCAGUGUCCUCUCCUGGGCCCUGUAGGACUCUUGGCCGUGGCUGACCGGGCCUCAACCUGUUUGCCUCUCCCAUCCUCAGGGUGUCAUGACCGGGCCGUCCUGCUCUAUGAGUAUGUGGGCAAACGGAUCGUGGACCUGCAACACACCGAGGUACCGGAUGCCUACCGCGGGCGUGGCAUUGCCAAACACCUCGCCAAGGCUGCCCUGGACUUUGUGGUGGAGGAGGACCUGAAGGCCCAUCUCACGUGCUGGUACAUCCAGAAGUACGUCAAGGAGAACCCCCUGCCGCAGUACCUGGAGCGGCUGCAGCCAUAGCCCCGGCCGCGGGCAGGAGCGCCCCCUGCCGGCCCCUCCGCGCGGACUUGGCCCCGCCCCGUGUGCUCUCAGGAACCUGCUCCCGCUGGGGACAGGCUCAGAGUUAUUUUUGUAAGGACGCCCAUCUGGGGCCCUGGGUCCAGGCUUCUGAAGAUGGCUGGCCGAGGAGGAGGGGCCGUGAUCCCGUGAUCAGGGCAAAAGAGGGUCCCCACCGCCUUCAGUGGGCAGCGCGACAGGACCCGGGGCCAGCCAGGGGGUCCUUGCUCUGUGAUUCAGCAGGAGGCUGGCGUGGGACCCCCUCCCACACCUGGUGCUGUGUCCUUUCUACGAACGAGGAGGGCAUUUCCCAGAGCCGAGAGGAGCCAGAAAGAACCUCGAGUGCCAACCUCGCAGGGCGGUGGCACCAGGCCUCGUCUGCCACCAGCACUCCCCGCCCCUCCCCCCACGUCUCUUCUGCAGAACUUUGGUGCCCUGGUGCAGGGGGGUGGGGGACAGAGCGAGGGGCACCCCCCCAACCCUGGUGUGAGCGUGAAGGGUGUGGACGGAGCGCUGGCCCAGGGGCGGCUCUGCGCAUGUGCACAGCCUCGCACUGAGCUCGGGUGGGUGUGGGCAGGCUCGGGGAGGAGCCGUGGGUGCUCACCUGGCUCUCCUCGGUGCCUGGUCUUCUGCUGGCCUCUUCCCUGUCCAGGCGCUCUCAGAAAGCUCGCCUGGGAGCUGGAGCUGGAGGAGGGCAUCUGACCCCCAGCGCCACCCCCACGUCCUCGUCACCAAGAGAAAGGAGCACCUCCGCCGGGAGGUUUCUUUCACUGAUGCCAACACCAGAGCGUUCGUUCUCUUUGGGGGGCGGCCGCUGUGGCCAGGUCCAUUCUGCUGGCCAUUUUGAGUCCCAGGGCCCCUACCCACACCGGCCUUCCUGGUGACAGCCCGGGAGGCGCGCCAAGCGUGACUUGGGUCUAUGGUACCCCCCCCC